Dioscorea cayenensis subsp. rotundata (Guinea yam) is the source of this 2503-nucleotide messenger RNA. Its product is annotated as ent-copalyl diphosphate synthase AN2, chloroplastic-like. Lineage: Eukaryota; Viridiplantae; Streptophyta; Magnoliopsida; Dioscoreales; Dioscoreaceae. Gene Ontology annotation, cellular component: chloroplast. Gene Ontology annotation, molecular function: terpene synthase activity; magnesium ion binding. The transcript has 15 exons. Gene Ontology annotation, biological process: gibberellin biosynthetic process. Bases 137 to 2281 code for a protein of 714 amino acids. The record is from RefSeq and is a predicted model, not a curated record.
CUCUCUGAGACUCACUCCUUUUGUCCCCUUCUUCUUCUUCUUCUUCCUCUUCCUCUAUAAAAACCCUGCCCAACUCCAUUCACCUUCUCUUCAUCACUACCACCACUUCUCCUUCUUCUCCUCUAUCCUUUCCACCAUGCUCCUCUCCAUCACCUCUUCCUUUUCCUCACCGGACCUCAUCAUCCGUCGCUCCUCUGGUCUAUCUACUGGUUUUUGUUGUUUUGGGACAUUCAAUAGAGGUGGAUGUGACAUUGGUGUUGCAAGAUGGAGACUCUCUGCAAUCUCUAAGCCAAGUGUUCAUCAAGAGUAUAAGAUAGGUUUGAUCCACAAUGGCAUGCCAAUCACUGAAUGGCAGGAUAAAAAAUUGCCAGAACUUAGAGAGGAGGACCCCUCUCUUGAGGUAUCAGAAGGAGAGAGGAUUAGAGAGAUGAUUAAUGAAGUUAAAGUGAUGUUAUCUUUGAUGGGAGAUGGAGAAAUAAGCAUAUCAGCUUAUGAUACUGCAUGGGUGGCCUUGGUGCAGGACAUUAAUGGCAGCGGUGCUCCUCAGUUCCCGUCCAGUCUCCGGUGGGUUGUGGAGAAUCAAUUAUCAGAUGGAUCAUGGGGGGAUCAGUGUAUAUUCUCUGCUCAUGAUAGGUUGAUCAGCACUUUGGCCUGUGUCAUCACACUAAAGUCGUGGAGUAUCUGCUCCGACCAAUUCGAACAAGGGUUGAAAUUUAUACGCGAGAACAUGUGGAGGCUUGCUGAAGAGGAUGAGAAGCACAUGCCUAUCGGUUUUGAAGUCGCUUUCCCUUCAAUGGUGGAGAUAGCUAAAGCACUUGGCUUGGAUGCCAUUUGUGAUGAUGCGGCCUUGCAGAGUGUGUAUGCCAUGAGAAACCUUAAGCUCAAGAGGAUCCCUAGAGAAGUUAUGCAUAGGGUACCAACCACUUUACUCCAUAGCUUGGAAGGCAUGCCUGGUCUAGACUGGUCUUGGCUUCUUCACCUUCAAAGCAAGGAUGGAUCUUUUUUGUUUUCACCUUCAUCCACUGCUUAUGCACUCAUGCAGACUGGUGAUAAAAAGUGUCUAGCAUACCUUCAGAAAGCUGUGGAUAAAUUCAAUGGAGGAGUACCAAAUGUCUACCCGGUCGAUCUUUUCGAGCAUUUAUGGGCUGUGGAUCGGUUGGAACGGCUCGGAAUCUCUCGAUACUUAGAACAAGAGAUCAAAGACUGUAUGGAUUAUAUUUAUAGGCACUGGACUAAACAUGGGAUAUGUUGGGCGAGAGAUUCUUCUCUUCAAGAUGUCGAUGACACGUCUAUGGGAUUCAGGCUUCUCCGUCUACAUGGGUACGACGUAUCCCCUGAUGUAUUUUGCAACUUUGAGAAGGAUGGUGAGUUUUUUUGUUUUGCCGGGCAAUCAAACCAAGCUGUAACCGGGUUAUACAAUCUCAACCGGGCCUCGCAAAUUGCCUUUCCGGGAGAAGAGAUUUUGAGAAGAGCCAAGAGCUACUCCUACAAAUUUCUCAGGGAAAAACAACACUGUGGGCAGCUACUAGACAAAUGGAUCAUAACUAAGGACUUGCCUGGAGAGGUGGAAUAUGCCUUGGACUUCCCCUGGUACUCUAGCCUUCCAAGAGUAGAGACAAGGUUGUACCUGGAACAGUAUGGUGGUGGGGGUGACGUUUGGAUUGGCAAAACUCUCUACAGGAUGCCAUAUGUGAACAAUGAUGUUUACUUGGAUUUGGCUAAGUCUGACUUCAACCAAUGCCAAGCAGUUCACCAGCUUGAAUGGCUUGGCCUCCAUAGAUGGUACACAGAGUGUCGACUAGCUGAAAAAGGCGUGAGCCGUGAGACAUUGUUAACAACCUACUUCCUCGCCGCGGCGAGCAUUUACGAGCCUGAACGAGCACCGGAGAGGCUCGGUUGGGCCAAAACCGCCGUGCUAGCUGCCGCUGUGUCUUCUUUCUUCUCCAGUGAUUCUUGCUCCAAAAACAUGAGACAAGACUUCAUCCAAGAGUUCAUUAACUACCCAAAUAGCCAAACCAGUAGUAGAAGCAAGAUGUUAGGAGAAUGGGAUGGAGGGCUUCUAAUUGCCAUUAAUCAGCUCUUGGACCACAUUAUCUCUGACAAUCACUCACAACAACAACAACAACAACAGAAGAUGUGUAAUCAUUUGAGACAUGCUUGGGAAGAUUGGAUGAGAAGGUGGAGAAAAGAAGGUGAGGAAGAAGACGAGAGAGAACACGUGAGGGGUGGUUUGUCGGAAGGCAGAAAUGAGACUGGAAUGUUGUUAGUAAAGGACCAUUGAAAUGUGUGCAGGGAGAUAUUGUUUGGAUGAGCAUGUUGAAUGCGGUAGAUUGGCUCAGCAAAUGUCCUCAAUUUGUCACCACCUUCAACAUGCAACAGUGCUCAUUUCCGAGGAUGAAACAAGGAGCAGCAUUGAGAGAGCAGUUGAAUCAGAGAUGCAAGAGCUGGUUAGGCUUGUGCUGCAGAAAUCAUCUAAUGGCUUGGAGAAAAAGACCAAGCAAAC